AGUUGUUUCAUUAGCAUACGGGAAACAUGCAAAAAUGACAUUUAUGUGCUUCGAUGUACUAAUUUUUGGUUGUUUUGGGUAUCUAGCGGCCGAACAAAAUGUCCUAGGACUACGAAUCUUUCAUCAGAUUGUAUCUACCGGACGAACAAAAUGUCCUUGGACAACGAUUCUUUCAUCAGAUUGUAUCUACCGGACGAACAAAAUGUCCUUGGAUAACGAUUCUUUCAUCAGAUUGUAUCUACCGGACGAACAAAAUGUCCUUGGACAACGAUUCUUUCAUCAGAUUUUGUUUAAGGUAUCUAGCGGGCGAACAAAAUGUCCUAGAGCAGCAAUUCUUUCAUCAGAUUGUAUCUAGCGGGCGAACAAAAUGUCUUGGGACAACGAUUCUUUUAUCAGAUUUUGUUUUAGGUAUCUAGCGGGCGAACAAAAUGUCCUAGAGCAACAAUUCUUUCAUCAGAUUGUGUCUAGCAGCCAAACAAAUUGUCCCAGGACACCGAUUUUUCUAUAAAAUUGUGUUUAGCGGGCGGACGAAAUGUCUUAGGACAAUGGUUCUAUCAGGAGAUUGUAAGUAUUGAAAUUGUUUGUCAUUUACAUAAAUAAUUUCCAUUGUUCAUACAAUGGGGAGUCAAUUAAAUUGCUUAUUUUAUA
Dalotia coriaria is the source of this 648-nucleotide messenger RNA. RefSeq lists its product as uncharacterized. The transcript has 9 exons. Lineage: Eukaryota; Metazoa; Arthropoda; Insecta; Coleoptera; Staphylinidae. The coding region runs from base 35 to 355 and encodes 106 amino acids. The record is from RefSeq and is a predicted model, not a curated record.